This is a messenger RNA of Caenorhabditis elegans, 3622 nucleotides long. It is a transcript of the gene C23H4.6, whose product is annotated as RecF/RecN/SMC N-terminal domain-containing protein. Bases 16 to 3429 code for a protein of 1137 amino acids. The transcript is spliced from 7 exons. Gene Ontology annotation, cellular component: chromosome; nucleus. Gene Ontology annotation, molecular function: ATP hydrolysis activity. The record is from RefSeq and is marked reviewed. NCBI's taxonomy places the organism in Eukaryota, Metazoa, Nematoda, Chromadorea, Rhabditida, Rhabditidae. Gene Ontology annotation, biological process: double-strand break repair.
UCAAUUUUAGGCGUGAUGAGCAAACGGGACGAGCCGGGUCCCAGUGGGAGCAGUUUUUCUUCUCCAGAGCUAAAAGACCCAAAACCUGUCAAACGACGAAAAAUAAUGGAUGGAGAAAAAGUAAUAAUUGCCGGACGUGUUGCUUCAAUUCACUUGAAAAACUUCAUGUGCCAUGCCAACUUGCUCAUUGAGUUUGAUGUUGCAAACAAGAACUGUUUCUAUAUUGGCGGGCCGAAUGGAAGUGGGAAAAGUGCUCUAUUUGCCGCAAUGAACAUGGGACUGGGAGGAAGAGGAAGUGAUAGUGAGAGAGGAAACAACGUGCAAGCAUAUAUAAAAGACGGAACUACUCAGGCGAAGAUUACAAUCACAUUGACAAAUGAGGGAUUAAACGCACUACCGGAAUACGAUGAACUCAUAUCAAUUGAACGAACGAUCAAUCGGACGGCAUCGAAAUACACAAUUAGAAAUAUUAAAGUAAACACACACAAGUAUAAAAUGGAACGGGUUGUUAGCACAAAGAAGUCGGAUGUUGAUAGUGUGGUUACUAGAUUAAAUAUUCACCUUACUAAUCCCGCAUUUUGGAUGAGCCAGGAUAGAUCUCGAAGUUUUCUUGCCAAUUUCAAGCCAUCAACUGUAUAUAAAUUGUAUCUAGAAUCUACAAACCUCGAAAAUAUCCGACAAUCUUAUAAUCGUUUUGCUGAAUCAAUUGAUCAUAGUGCAGAGUUGGUAACAGCAAAGUCAGAAGAAAUUGCAAAUGAAAAACGAAAAUUAAAAAGAGCACAAGAGUCAAGAGUUCUACAAUUGAAGUUAGAAAAAGACCGAAAUCUACUUGCAAGUUACCGAUGGAAGUUCCUUUUCUGUAGAGUUCGUGAUUAUGAUAAUAAUAUAAUGUUGAACAAGAAAAAGCAGGAAGUUCACAAAAAACUGCAUAAGGAAGUCAAAGAUGCAUAUUACAAGAAUCGAACAGAAAGAAGUGAAGUGCAGAAGAAACUUCAAGAGUUGCGUGAUGAAGUAGAAGUUCAAGAUGAGGAAAUAAAGGAAUCAAGAGCAGACGUAGACAAUCUCAGAAAAAUUGUUAACGACUUGAAACACGAAAUUAAAAUGUCAGAAUCUCAGAUGAGAAGAAAAAAAGUUGAAAUCAUGUUGAUUCGAAAAGAAAUAGCAAAAGCUCAAAAGCAACUGCGUGAAGCAUUGGGGAAAUUCGGCCAUGAAGAGUUAACAAAAAAGCUUGCAGAAGCUGAAGAUAAGCGAGAAAGCCUCAAUAUUGAAAUAGAAGAAAUCGAACAUGUGCAAUUGAAGGCUCUUCGGAAAAAAUAUGAAAAGCUAACAAAGGAACUUCGAAACGAAGAGGAAGAAAAGUUCAAUACAAGAGGAAAAAUUGCCACAUUGCGAAGAACCAUUGAACAAGAUCAAAAGAUAUUGCGAAGCAUGAAGGCUACAAAAAAAAAUGAUGUCAACAAAUUUGGUCCGUACAUGUCUGAAAUCCUCACUGAAAUUGAUCACCGAAGUUCUCAGUUCAAGCAGAAACCAAAAGGUCCACUAGGAAAAUACGUUACUUUGGUGGAGCCCAAGUGGGCAUGUGCUACAGAGGAAUGCUUUAAAAAUAUUGCUAACAAUUUUUUGUGUUGCUCACAAGAAGACGCCGCAACUCUUCGAAAAAUUUUCGACAUACUUAAAAUUCCAUCGAAUGAUCGACCAACUAUUGUGGUGUCACGAUUCACUGGGAUUAAGUAUGAAGACCUGCAACAACCUGGAUACCAGUUCAAAACUCUCUACCGAACACUCGCGUUUUCUGAUGUAGAUGUGCACAACGCAAUAAUCGACAAAAGUAAUUGCGAACAAUUUCUGCUCAUUGAAGACAAAACGGCAGCGAUGAAAUUAAUGGGAUGUGAUGAUCCACCAAAAUAUGCUGUCAAAGCAUAUACACCUGAUGCAUCCCAAAUUUUUGCAAACGGACUUCAUAGUCAGUAUCGAUUUUACAGUAGCAGAGGAAAAAGAGCAGUUGGACUUUUCGGCGUAAAUCAGAAGCAAGUUGACGAGGAAACACUUGAACAGGAACUUGAAGCUGCAAAUAGAGAACUGAUACGAUUAGAAAAUCAUGAUAUCAAACUUAUUGAAAAAACUCUGAGAGAGUUAACCAUGGAACGGUCUACAAUAAAGUCAACAAUUGAUAAGCUUGAUAAAAAGACUCGAGAACUUCAAUAUGAACGAGUGAAGAUCGAUCGUAACAUUAACGACUGGAAAGCCGAUAUGACACAAUGUGCAAACACUGAACAGGUUGACAAUAUUAAUGACGCUCUAGGAGAACUUCAAGAGAAAUUGUCAAUUUUGGAAGAAGAAGCUUAUUGCAUUCAGGACAAGUUGGAUGAGCUGGACGAGAAGUUUCAGCCUGCUAUUAAAACAAAAAAUGAAUCUGAGAAGAAUUACGUCGAACUGCAACAGGAAGUCAAAGGGUAUGCCGCCCAAACUUUAUCAUUUCAAAAACAGUUGCGCAAACUUGACGAAGAUGGUGAAGCUGGAAAAAAUCGCCUUGAUAAGUUGAAAAGCAAUGAAGACGAGUUGUAUCAUGAUGAAGCAAGGUUGAAGUCAGAAAGAGAUGAAGCAUUGAACAUAGUUGAAAAAGAGAAAGUGACGAUAGAAAGGCCACGCAGAGAAGCAGAUCCUCCAGAUCUGUCUGAAUUCCCAUCAACAAAAGACGCGAGAAAGAAAAUCAUAGAAAUGCAUAAGGCAAUUAGCAGAGAUGCAGCCGAGUGUGGCGAUACUGUUACCAUCGGAUCUGUAAAGGAGUUUAAGGAGAACUUGAAAAAGCUUCGUGAAUCUUGUCGAAUGUUGGAAGAAGUUGUUGAGGAAAUGCAAACAGUGCACAAUGGUCGAUUGAAAGCCUAUCCCACCCUAAAAAAGUACACUGAGUUGAAAGUCACUGAUAAGUUCAAGGAGCUUCUUGCAAUUCGUGGGCAUUUUGUUGGUGGUCUGGAGUUUGAUCACGAGAAGGAAAAUCUUAAUGUGAAUGUUCAUUCUACUAAAGAGAAAGAUGCUUUAGCCGGUAAAGAGUACAGCUCUACUGACGAAGAUGAAGAUGAUGAACAGGAGUUUUACAAAAAUGGGAAGCCAAAGAAGAAGAGAUCAAAAAAGACAAAGAAGAAGCCCGUUUGUGAUCUAAAAGGAUUGUCAGGUGGAGAACGAUCAUUUGUAACUGCAGCACUUGUAAUGAGCUUAUGGGAAGUCAUGGAGCAACCAUUUCGCAUGCUGGAUGAAUUUGACGUUUUCAUGGAUAUGAUGAAUAGAAAACUUGUCAUGGAUCUUCUUGUCGAAAUGGCCACUAAAAAGUUUCCGCACAACCAGUUCAUUUUUUUCACUCCUCAAGGAAUCAAGGAACUCAAUAGAGUCGAUGGGUUGCAGAUCUUCGAAAUGGAAAAAGUUCGAGACUGAACGAAAUUCCAGAAUUUUUUGUCAUACUUGCAGAAAAAAUUUACAUUCUUGCAUUUUUUCAAUUUUCAAUAAUCAUUCCAUAAUUCAAUUUGUUGUGUAUUAUCCCAGUUACUUGUAAUUUUAUUCAUGAUUUUAGAAUGUAAUUACUGUACAUGUCAUUUCGAAAAAAGGGUUGAAUUUUUUUAAACUUAAA